Molecule: messenger RNA, 12444 nt
Organism: Cervus elaphus (red deer)
Lineage: Eukaryota; Metazoa; Chordata; Mammalia; Artiodactyla; Cervidae
Gene: JADE2
Product: jade family PHD finger 2
Exons: 12
Coding region: 6067-8583 (838 amino acids)
Biological process (GO): regulation of transcription by RNA polymerase II
Cellular component (GO): histone acetyltransferase complex
Source: RefSeq, a predicted model, not a curated record
GGAGGAGGAGGGGCGAGGAGGCGAAGGGUGGGGAGAGGGGCGCCCCGCUUCCUCGCCAAGUGCCAAUCCUUGGAAGUUGCCCCUCGGUUUUUAACCCUUUAAGGGGAGUGGGAAGGAGCAAGGGGGAAGUGGAUACCCUCGGGCAAACUCCUACUGGGACCAGGACGUGCAGCCACCCACCCACUCACACAUCACUGCGUUCCCUACCCCCCGGAAAUGCGGGGCUGAGCCGGGCGCCGAGAGGCACUCGGGCGGGGGGAGGGGGCGACGAACCCGAGAGGGACCCUCUCUACGGACCGCCCCUCCUUCUUGAGGUCGCCCACAAUUUCAAGUUUCCCCAGCCCGGCAUGUUAGUUUCCAUCUGCUCUGGGUGGGGGAGGAGAGCCGCGCCCCCUCCCCCAGACUCGCGCGCGCCCCUCCCCUCCGCUCCUGCCAGCACUUUCUGCUCACUUCUGGCGCUGCAAAACGCCACGCGAUUUAUUCGUUUCGCAUUUUUAAACCAGCGAUUUAACCAGCAGGGCCUAGAGCGAGGGUCUUCCAGCGCUGGAACCCCGGGAGGCGGGGUGCUCUGUGCAAACCUCGUUCCCUCCGCGAGUGUCGCCUUCAGGCUGUUAUUUGCAAAGAAACGUCUUUUUGACGCAGGGAGAAAUGGCAAAUUUUAAGUACGUCAUUAAUAUGGCGCCAAAAGAUUUUUUUAAGUAUAAGCUUGCAUUUUUUUUUUUAAAGGUUGCGGGGGGCGCCGCCCCGGUGUGGGGCGCGAAGGGGGCGGGGUGUGAGCAGAAAGUGUGAGUGAGAGUGGAGGGGCGGGGUAUGUGUGUGAGUGUGUGAAGUGUGAGCAGACCUGAUGGGACUUGCACGGGCGCAGCCGCCGCUUGGGCCCGGCCCUGGGGACAGGGCGGGCUGGGGGCGCCCCAGAGCCCGUGGGGAGUACAGGCCCGAGGUGCAGGCAAGAGAGCGGCCCAGCAGGGUACCCUCCACCCGGAGGCCUGCAACGCUACCUGAACCCGCUGCUGGAGCCAAACAACUGGGCGGGGGGGUGGGCGGGGGGGUCAGGAGUGGAGAUCCGAGUGAAUAAGAAAAAAGUGGCUACUCCCCCUCCCUCGCUCCUCCCGCCUGCCCCCACCCCACCCCCACCCCAACACAUUUUUUUUUUUUCUAAAGAGAUCACAAGGAAGUCUUGGUUUAAAAAGAAACAGAAACAUACACAGGGGGGUUGGUGAAUGGUGCCGACCGCGGCCAUCGCAGUUGGAGGCUAUUUGGGGGGGUGGGUGAGAGGCGUCCAUGGAGUUACUUUGCGCCCACUCCUAGCGUCAAGGGCUUAGGUCCAGACCGCUGACCGUCCCCGGCCAGGGUGCGGUGCUGGGGACCCCACGGCCCCGGCCGCCUCCUUCGCCACGACCCCGGAUGGAUGCGCGCCCCCCGCCCGCCCGCGCCGGCCCCAGGAGCUCCGGGUUUCAGGAGCAUCCUUCCCACGCCGGCCCCAGCCGCGGCGCGUAACCGUGGGUAGCGCCCCUCGGAAGGGCACAGCGGAACAAGGUAGGCCAGAGAGCCAGCUCCAUUCUCUGAAGAAGGAACCAGAAGGACCCUGCAGUUGCCAACGGGCAGUCAUCCACGGAAUGAGUGGGCUGAACUUUGCCCUCUUUUGGGUGGAGGGUAGGGUGUGAAGGUGCUGAAGGACAAAGUAGACAAAGCCCCUUUCUGUCUCCAAGGAUCCCCUUGGCAUGUCCUCAGAACUGGGUCUGGAGGGUGGGUGUGGAGAGUGUGUUUUAGGGGAGUUGGGUGCCCCUGGGACAGGCGAGCAGUGGUGGGUGUUGGAGGAGGGUUAGGAUUCCCUGUGAUUGGAGAAGCAAGUCUGAGGAUCUGUGUGUACAAAAUCACUGUUGUCACAGCAGUUACUGUCCCUGAGAAGGCAUUAAAGUUAAUGAGAGAUAGGAAAGAGUGGGGCUCUGACCCCCAUUUAAAACGGUUUAAGAGUAUGCAGCUCUUGUUUUCUGAAUGUCUGGCCUUCCCGACACAAGCAGGCUCUGAGGACAGGUUUUCCAGCCGAAAUAUCAUUAAAUUGUAUUAGCAUCUUAUUACACACACGCCUUAGCGGUCUGCCUCAGACAGGGAGAGUUUUUGUUUCUCUUUGAAAGAUUGUGUCUGGAAUGGUAAAUUGCCUGCUUGAAAGCCUUUUCCUCCCCUUUUUAAAGGAGGAAGACGAAAUCCUGCUGUGUGUGGUGGCAGGCUGGGCAGGCCUGGUGGCCCCCAGAGAGGAGAGGCCGGAGGCCAGGUUGGGCUGUUUUAACUGCCCAGGGAGCUGCUGCAGUAGCAGGCCUGAAAGACCCACUGUUUCCAGGGUCAGCUGGAGGGGCGUUAAUGGAGGCCCAGGGUGUUUAUUUGAGUUUAUUUGCGGAGAGGUCUUUAAAGGGGGCUGGCAUUGGGCAUUGGUGUUUCAAGUCCAGACCUGAGGUCCCCACUAAGACCAGUGGCUAGUGCUGCCAAGAAAACAUCUGCCACCAAAUUGCUGCCCUAUUACUGAGUUGACAUUGAUCAUUAGCCAGGAGCCCAACCAAAUAAAGCCUCUUGGAAAACGUGUGAGGUUAAGACGGGGAAGGCGGGCUGUGCAAACAGGUCGAAAUCUGGGGCUGGGGUGUUUGCUCCCAUAGGCUGUGAGCAGGCUGCUUGGCUGUGUGGCCCCACACUUCUGGGGGGAGGGGACAAGAGCACACUCAGCACUGAGUGUGCACCAAACUCCUGUCAUGUGCUAGGUACAACUCGAAGGGCUACUGGGCAAGGAUCCAAACAGUUACACUUUUUCUUGUUGUGGAACAUAUACUCUGAAGGAAAAGGACAUUCAUCAAGUAGCUCAACAAACACUCCUAAAGAAGCUGAGUAACUGGGUGGUGGGCUUUCUGUAGAUAAGGCAGCUGGCAUAGACCUCUGAUGUUUAAGCCGAAACCUGAAGGAGGAAAAGUCAGAGAUGCCUAGAUUGUGUAGACCAUUACAGGCAUAGAGCACACCUGUGCACAGGUCUGGAGGCAUGGACUGUCUGUUUCAGGAAAUGAAAGGAGGCUGGUUUGACUGGGAAGUGGUGGGAAAUGGGCUGGUGGUCAAUAUGCAGUAGGCAGGGACCAGAUCGUAUAAAGUCUUAUGGUUAGAAGUUUGAGUUUUGCCCUUGAUCAACAGGAAGCCUGUGAAAGAUUUCAAAUAGGACAUAUGACAUGAUCAUUCUGGCUACUGUGUGGAUCCUGGAUUACGAGGGAGCAGUAGUGGAAGUUGGGAGAUGAAUGAGCAGUCCUGCGAGAGAUGAGACUGGCCUGGACCAGCGUGGAAGCAGUAAAGAUGGGGAAGGUGGCUGGAUUCUCCGUGUGUUCUGGAGGGAGCACCCACUGCACUUGCCAAGGGUCAGCGGUGGGGUGGAGGAGCCACAGCAAGGCUGCUCACUCAGGGGACUCGAGGACAUCCAUACUCCCAGAGGAGAGCUGUGUGUGUCUCCAUAGCUGGGGAAGGUGUAAGAGUGCAAGCAGACUGGUGGCAAUGGCAGGAAAAGGGGACACUUCUUUCCCAGCGUCUCCUUUGUGGUACUUUCUGUCCCUAAAAAUAAGUGCCUCAUGACCCUGAAUAUUCUCAGGGCAGACCUUGCUUUGGGAGAGGUUAGGGGAGCCAGCAGAGAGGAAAAACGAGAGGCCAAGGUCAAGUCUUGGCACCCCCAUCCCCCACCUGCACGUGUAGCCCUGGAUUUCAGCUUUGGUAAGAAUCCUCCGUGUCCUCUGUGCUGGGUUGGAGGGGGACAUCAUGGGGCAAAGCCUUGUCCUGCAGGGGAGGCCAGGCCUCAUUUGAGUCUUCAUUGGCCACUGAGAAGAGGCUUACCUGAGGCAGGGAGACCUUUCGAACAGACUUGGUUCAAAGAAAAGAAGCAAAGCAGUGGUUUCCCUCUGAAGCCUAGUUAUUAUUCCAAUUAAGCUGCCGCAAAAUCUGCUCUCAUAAUAACACGCUAUCCAGGAGGACUCUGGGGUGUUUCACGGAGGAGCUGGCUGAGGGUGGGGUGCAGGUCUGCGUGCUGACAGGUCACACUGGUCCUGGGCAGUAGGAAGAGAUCCUGGCAGUCAAGGGGUCCUGUUGUCAGGGACCUUCCUUACUGCACAGCUCACUGCCUUGCUGAGGAGGCCUUCAGGUGGCUGCUGGUAGAAUUGUUCACCUGGCCCAAGUCUGCUGUGGUAUUAAUAACCAGCACCCAUAUGGAAUGCCAGCCACUGUGCUAAGGGCUUUAUGCUGCUCUCCUUCACUCACCAGCUGAUUCUGGCCCACAGAUGUGUUUAGUUUGGCCCUCUCUAAGUGUUUUAAAUAUCUAAAUCAGUUGCCAGCAUUUUAAGUUCAGGAGAUUUAUGUAUAAUUCCAGAUCCAAUUUGUGUCUUUGGGGAAGUAUGUCUUUCCCAAGGUCCCUGGUCUAGUGAGGGGUGGAGAUAGGAUUUGAACUUGGCCUCCCUGAAUCCAGUGCUGCUGCUUUUAUGCUAUGGGACAGCCUGGCUUGCAAGUGCCUAUUUGCUGGAAAUGAAGAAAAAUGCAGUUCAUGUAGAGGAUUUCAGAAGAAAACAGAUGGGUGCAUGAAGAGCACUUCUCCCCCUGCUCCUACCCCACCUGUGACAGCUGGGUUGGCAAGAUUCAGGCUGGAGUCAGAGUUGUGUUACAGUCACCUUUGUCACAUGCAGACCCCAGAGGACAGCAAGGAUGGGCACGGAUCUGGGUAGUGGAGUGUUAUUGUCCCAUUCACUCAUUCAGUCUAUGACCUGAGCCACUGGGCUACACAGAGGCAGAGUAGUCUCAAGGUCAAGAGGAUGGUCUCCUGAGUCAGAGAAACCUCUUAUAAGAACUGUGAUCUUGGGCAAGUCACUUAACCUCUGAGCUUCAUUGUCCCCACCUGCAAAAGGGAAGCAGCCAUUAUGCCUGCCAGCACCAAGGGCCAGUUCUGAGGCCUCAUCGGGGUCCCUGUGUGCCAGGAUGCGCCCCUCCCCAAGCAAUGGGUACUUAUCCGUUUCAACUCUGGUUCCUGCCUCCUUGGCAUCCGUGCUCCUCUCCACCAGGCAUGCCUCCAGACCUCCACACCCUCUGGAGAGCCCUUGGCCUCCACCUUUGCAGCUGGGCAGCAAGCAGCCCCAAUGAACCUUUCAUCCUGACCCUACUCUUGGGAGACAUGGGGGUGGAGAAAAGCUCCUCGCUAAGGUCAAGUUUGAGGCCAGAGGGUCCUUCUGAGUAGCUCAGAGUUCUGGGUAAUUGCAACCCGCUUUAGAGAGCCAGUGCUCCUAAGGCCUCUGCAAGGCCACAGUAAAAUAAGGUGACCCCUCCCAGGGCUCCGUAUGAGUAGACUUGGGGUGACAGCAGGUGGCAAAUGGGAUUCACAGUGGGGUUGGGCAGCCUGGUUGGUUGGCAGCUGGGCUUUCUCCCUACUGACACUGGCUUCUUGUCCUUUGCUGUGUACAGUGAGGCAGCCCAGGGUCUAGGCUGACAAAAACAUGGUGAAAAGCCCCGUGGGCUCCGAGCCCCGGGUCUGUUCUCUGAAUUGGGACUCAGCCACUGACUAGCUGUGAGACCUAAGGCAGGUUAACAAGUCUCUCAGUGUGCUCCCCUCCAAGAGGGGACCAGAGCAGGCUCUGCCACCCAGGACUCUGCAGGAUUAGAGGAAAUAGUGGGUAGGAAAGCACUUCCAACAGGCAGGAGCUGACAAGGGCACAAAGGCGGCUCAGUGUGGGCUCGGGGAUCAGACCACGUGGAUUCAAAUCCCGGUUCAGCCAAGUCACUAGCAGGACAAGGCACUGAGCCUCCUCAGUAAAUGAAGCUAAUAGCUCACAACUCCCCAGGUUGUUAGGAACACGAGAUAGCUGAGUUGGCAUGGGUAGGGGAAAGAGCUCAGUACGGGAGAGCCGCCCUUCUACCUUGAAGCUAAACACUGUAGUGGAGGGAAAGUGAGUUUGUAUUUUUACCUGGAGAGGGACACUGAGGGGAGGGUGGGCAGCGCAGCCCCUUCACUCUGGCCCUGGCGUGGCUCAGGAACCCAGCGUGGAGCCUCCCUGCCCCCACCCCAGUUCCAUGCCCCUCUGGCUGCCACUCUCAGGAUAUGCAGAGUGUAGGCUCAGUGCUUGUGGGCUGGCUUGUCCCUCAACUCCGCUCGCCUGGUCCUCCUGGAAGAGUCUGUCUGUUUCUGUGCCCUCCCUCCUCUGCCUCAAGCAGGGCACCACGUGCAACUUGCAGAUGGAAGAGAAGAGGCGAAAGUACUCCAUCAGCAGCGACAACUCUGACACCACCGACAGUCACGCUACGUCUGCAUCAAGAUGCUCCAAACUGCCCAGCAGCACCAAAUCGGGCUGGCCCCGGCAGAACGAAAAGAAGCCCUCCGAGGUUUUCCGGACAGACUUGAUCACAGCCAUGAAGAUCCCAGACUCGUACCAGCUCAGCCCGGAUGACUACUACGUCUUGGCAGACCCAUGGCGGCAAGAAUGGGAGAAGGGUGUGCAGGUGCCCGCGGGGGCAGAGGCCAUUCCCGAGCCAGUGGUGAGGAUUCUUCCACCGUUGGAAGGCCCCCCUACCCAGGUGUCCCCUAGUGGCUCUGAACUUGGUGAGGGCUCCCAGCCUGAUUGGCCAGGGGGCAGCCGCUAUGACUUGGACGAGAUUGAUGCCUACUGGCUGGAACUCAUCAACUCAGAGCUCAAGGAGAUGGAGAAGCCAGAGCUGGACGAACUGACGCUCGAGCGUGUGCUGGAGGAGCUGGAGACGCUGUGCCACCAGAACAUGGCGCGGGCCAUCGAGACGCAGGAGGGGCUGGGCAUCGAGUACGAUGAGGAUGUCGUCUGUGACGUGUGCCGCUCUCCCGAGGGCGAAGAUGGCAACGAGAUGGUCUUCUGCGACAAAUGCAACGUCUGCGUGCACCAGGCAUGCUAUGGGAUCCUCAAGGUGCCCACGGGCAGCUGGCUGUGCCGGACAUGUGCUUUGGGUGUCCAGCCGAAGUGCCUGCUUUGCCCGAAGCGAGGAGGAGCCUUGAAGCCCACUAGAAGUGGGACCAAGUGGGUGCACGUCAGCUGUGCCCUGUGGAUUCCUGAGGUCAGCAUCGGCUGCCCCGAGAAGAUGGAGCCCAUCACCAAGAUCUCGCAUAUCCCAGCCAGCCGCUGGGCCCUGUCCUGCAGCCUCUGCAAGGAGUGCACGGGCACCUGCAUCCAGUGUUCCAUGCCUUCCUGCGUCACGGCAUUCCAUGUCACAUGCGCCUUUGACCACAGCCUGGAAAUGAGGACUAUCUUAGCAGACAACGAUGAGGUCAAGUUCAAGUCGUUCUGCCAGGAGCACAGUGAUGGGGGCCCACGGGGUGAAGCUCCGUCCGAGCCUGUGGAGCCCAGCCCGGCUAGCGAGGACCUGGAAAAGGUGACUCUUCGGAAGCAGCGGCUGCAACAGCUGGAGGAAGACUUCUAUGAGCUGGUAGAGCCAGCCGAGGUGGCCGAGCGCCUUGACCUGGCUGAGGCGCUGGUCGACUUCAUCUACCAGUACUGGAAGCUGAAGAGGAAAGCCAACUCCAACCAGCCGCUGCUGACGCCCAAGACGGACGAGGUGGACAACCUGGCCCAGCAGGAGCAGGACGUCCUCUACCGCCGCCUGAAGCUCUUCACGCACCUGCGGCAGGACCUGGAGAGAGUUAGAAAUCUGUGCUACAUGGUGACAAGGCGCGAGAGAACGAAACAUGCCAUCUGCAAGCUCCAGGAGCAGAUAUUCCACCUGCAGAUGAAACUUAUCGAACAGGAUCUGUGUCGAGGCCUGUCUACCUCGUUCCCCAUCGACGGCACCUUCUUCAACAGUUGGCUGGCGCAGUCAGUGCAGAUCACCGCAGAGAACAUGGCCAUGAGUGAGUGGUCGCUCAACAAUGGGCACCGCGAAGACCCCGCCCCGGGGUUGCUGUCCGAGGAGCUGCUGCAGGACGAGGAGACACUGCUGAGCUUCAUGCGGGACCCCUCGCUGCGACCUGGCGACCCUGCCAGGAAGGCCCGCGGCCGCACCCGCCUGCCUGCUAAGAAGAAACCACCGCAGGAUGGGCCUGGUUCACGGACGACCCCAGACAAACCCCCCAAGAAGCCCUGGGGCCAGGAUACUGGCAGCAGCAAAGGGGGUCAGGGACCACCUGCCAGGAAGCCACCACGGCGAACACCUUCUCACCUGCCAUCCAGCCCUACAGCUGGGGACUGUCCCAUCCCAGCAGCUCCCGAGAGCCCCCCACCGCUGGCCCCCGAGACCCCGGAGGAGGCAGCCCCGAUGGCUGCCGACUCUAAUGUCCAAGUGCCUGGCCCUACAGCGAGUCCCAAGCCCUCAGGCCGGCUCCGGCUGCCCCGUGAGAGCAAGGGAAACCGGAGAUCGCCAGGUGCCAGGCCUGACGCGGGGACGGGACCGCCUUCUGCUGUGGCCGAGAGGCCAAAGGUCAGCCUACAUUUUGACACUGAGACUGAUGGCUACUUCUCUGAUGGGGAGAUGAGCGACUCAGAUGUGGAGGCUGAGGACAGCGGGGUGCAGCGAGGUCCCCGGGAAGCAGGGGCUGAGGAGGUGGUCCGCAUGGGGGUACUGGCCUCCUAAGUCACCCCUUCCCCUGUCCUGGCCCCCUGUGAGGCCUCAGCCCAGUGACAACUGCCAUUUCCAAUCUCCGCUGAGUGUCUCAGACCCCUGAGGCUGCCACUCUGAUGUGGUUUUAUUUUUAAUAUAAAGAGAGUUUCGAAUUCCACACUAUUGUCUUUCCUCUGUGCUGGCCUAGGACGUUAGGAUUCCUUCCACGGCUCUGGCCACAAGGACCAGCCCUGGUCCUGUGCACCAUCACGGCCGUGGCAGCAUCCCUGCCUGGGCCACGCAGUACUGCUGGGCUCCUGGCUACAUGUAGGCAAGGUGAUGAAGAGCUCAGGACUCCCGCCCGCUGCCACUGGGUGACACAGACUGUCGUUUGGGCAUUAUAUGGCAGAUGGGCCUGCCCCGCCUUGCUCCCAAAUCCCACUGGGGUCCAUCUGGGGGGGUCCUGCUGCACUUCACUGAUCCCCAAGGAAGUAUGAUAAGUGAUACCCAGCCAGAGUCUACUCACUGUCACAAGCACAAUGAGCUUAUACAAGAAAGCACUGAGGGGGCGAAGAGGGCCUGCUGGUUCCAAGGGAACCAUAGCUGUUCCUGGUCAACCCACAUCAUCGGAGGCCUGCCCGCCCACCCUGCGAUCCUCCACUCCCCUGCUGCUCUGCCCCUGCCAGUGCCCAGCCCGGCGGCUCUGGGGAGGGCUUCCCAGAGUCCUUCCUGAGCUGUGCCGUUUUCUCAGGGGACUCCCAGCCAGCCAGCCGCCAGUGCCGGCGGAGGGCUGCGAGGGAGGGCCAGUGCCCGGUCAGGGGCGUGGGGCUCAGACUCGCCCACUACAGAGAAUCGCUCUGGGACUCCAACUUCCUUCCUUCCUUCCUUCGGGGCCAGUCUCGGCCAGGGUCUGAUCAAUCCCAGACAGCUGACCAGACCAGACCAUUUGCCUUUUCAAGUUUCCUGCUAAGUGAUGAGCUUCUUCCUUGGUUUCCUUUUGGAAACUCCUCCUUCCAACAAGCAGUGGGAUCCCGGGGCCCGGGACGGGUUAGUGAUGGCCUGCCAGGGCUGUUUGAAGUCUUGCUGGAUCUUCCUGGUUCCUCUUCCCCUCUGAGCCUUAACCCCCUUUCCCAGCUGUGCCCUUUUAGCCCUUCCCUCCCUACCGUCACCGUCCUGCCUUCUCCGCUUCACCCUCUAAGUCCCAGGUAGUAGCUCUGAAGAGUUUCAGUGGAGUGGCCCCAGGGUGAUAGCUCAGGGAACAAAUGAAAAACAAAAAGGAAUUCAGUGAAAACAUGUUUUCUUUUCUUUUAUGACUUACUCCUGGGUCACUUCUGCCACUGGUAAAGCCAGAACUUCUCCAACAAGAACCUUGCAAAAGUCCAGUGAAUCAGUCGAAUCAUUCUGUGGAUGCCAAAGAAUAUUUUGACCAUAAUACAGCACAGCCAGGACCUGACAACUUGUCACUUGGACUUUUUUUAAAAAUGGAAUUCUUUAGCAACCAAGUAUAGAAACAUGUUCGUUGCACACACCCAAGGAGGUGAGCCCAAGCUCUCGGACAAGAUGCUGUUCUGCUGCUGCUGGUGUUGGAUUUUGGAUCCUGGGCCCACUGUGAGCUCUCCUGAACCCUAAAACUCCGCAGGAGGAGACUGACGGUGAAACCAGCGUGGCAAAAGUCUCACCAUGGGGAUCCCCCUCACAUAACACAAAGCGCAAAUCAGCGGGAUGGGGAGCAGGCUGAGCACCCAUCCCCGACUCCAGACUUUCAAGGUACGACAGUGGCAUGGUCAUGGACACUCAGUUUCAUGUGAAUUUUAUCAAAACAGGAAACAAAGAUAAUGACUAAGUUUAAAGGGCUGGACAGAUGUGUCCAGUCGGAGCAGACUCAGAGUGGGCUUCAAGGACUCUGGGCGUUGGGAUUGCAUGAGCUACUGUGUAGAGUUCAGUCUGCCUGGCGCCUUGGUGGUAGUGGCCAGUGCAGUCAGCAGCAGCGUCCUAACCCCAUUCUCUGUUUACUGCCUUUGAACAGAUCUUCUUCCUUCCCCGUGCUUCGGGUCACCUCGGGUCACAACCUUGUCUGUGCUGGAUUGCCUGGUCUGACCUCACAGGAAGCAAAGGGACCAGCUUUAAAGAACAACCAAACUCUGCCGGGAGGUGGGGUGCUCAGGUCCAGUAGACUCGGCACUAGCCUGCUUACCCUUCAUCCAUCCUGAGGCCGGGUCUGGGAGCUCUGGGGGCGAGGUAGGGCAGAGAACCAGGGCAGGAACGUGGUAGGUCUGGUCAGGGCCUGGACUGGGUGGGCCAGGCCAGGAGACCAGCACUCCUUCAGAGGGCCUCUACUCAAGUUGGCCUGUAGAUUUCAACCACUUCUCAAUUGGCUCUUGCUUUGAACUCAAUUAUCCCUGGGGCCCCGUGUCCUGCACGGAGUCGGGGUGCCUCUAAAGCUGGCUGCCCAGGGUCUGCCAGGCCAGACCCAAGAGCUUUGUUUGCCAGGCAGCCGUCCACUACUAGGAUGUCCGGCAGGCUACAAAGAAGACAAGGAUACUGGUUCUCACUGCUGGCCUUUCUGCCAUCAGCCACAGCCCCUUUACACUUUUUCCAGCUUCCCAUCCACAGUGCAGACAGCUUUGCUGCCUUUGAGGUCAAGAUGGGAAGCUGAGGAGAAGGCAGGAGGCCUUUUCCAGACUAGAGGCUGACGUAUGUCUUUCAUGUGACCAUAUCUGCCCACACUCAGUGGCCCUCCUCAGGGAGGGACAAGCUGCUCUGGAAGUUAUCCUGGCGGUCUUUGCCACUCUCCUGGUCUCUGCUGCCCACCUCCUUCCCCCUUCUCACAGUGAGAAAGGAUAAUGUGCAAGGAAAGUAUUUUUAUGGAUCGUAAAUGUAUUUUAGAACAAAUACAGAGAAGAAAGGUUAGAAGGGUUUAUUUUAUUAAAAGAGCUCUGACUUGGUGACAGUGUGUGAACAUUUGCAGUGUGAAGGUCUCAGGUUCCUUGGAGAAGACACCCAGGUUUCCAAACAUGGGUGUUGAGCUGUGGAUGUGUGAGUGUGUGCCAGGGCACGUCUUGUGUGUCCAUAUGCAUGUGUGUCUGUGUGUCAUGUAUGGGCACACAGUGGGACUUGCCAGGGCAGUUUCUAGAGAAUCACAUGCCCAGUUCUGACAGACAUUGGCAGCAGCUGGACUUGGCAUUCCUUGCUUACUGCCAGAUGUGGCCAACCUCUGCCCAUACCCCAAGCUUUGCAGAAUGGUCUGGAUGCCUAUAACAAGGCCCUUGGGGAGGCCACUUCCCAUGGCCCUGGCCCAGCUGGCCACAUUGGCCAAAGAGCCAGGGCUGGAGUCCAGGACCUUUGGUUGUUCUUUAAGGCACUUCCUGCCACCUUGUCCCUCAGACGCACAACACUCUGCGCUCCACAUCGGCUCGGGGUGGGGGGAUGAUAUGAAUGUCACAGGAGGAGACACCUUCUGUCUUUGUUUCAAAGAAAGUUGAUGUGCCAUUUGUUAAUAUACAAGAGAAAUAUUGAAAAUAUAUUGAAAAGAGCAAUUUUAAAUUAUUUUUGGCUUAUGUUGCAAUAUUUAUUUUCUUGUAUUAGGAAAGAUUCCUUUGUAGAAAAAAAAAUGUAUUUUUCAUUAACGCAAAAACCUAUUUCUCCUUUUUGUACAUUGUCCAUGUUCGCUACCCUUAACGAGCAAUAGAAUGUAUGGCUGCCUCGCGGUGGCCAGUGCCCGCGUCCCCUGCAUGCUCCUAUGAUCCCGCUACCACAUAGCUCCCAGUCCCAUCCUGUCCUGCUCACUCAUGGGGGUUUCCAGAGCCUAGCCCUCACUGGAGCCUGUGGCUUCAGGACCCCCUCUGCAAUCCUCGUGUGUUGGCAAACGCAGUUAAUAAAGCAAUGUUUUCUGUG